Molecule: messenger RNA, 758 nt
Organism: Meriones unguiculatus (Mongolian gerbil)
Lineage: Eukaryota; Metazoa; Chordata; Mammalia; Rodentia; Muridae
Product: vomeronasal type-2 receptor 116-like
Exons: 1
Biological process (GO): G protein-coupled receptor signaling pathway
Cellular component (GO): membrane
Molecular function (GO): G protein-coupled receptor activity
Source: RefSeq, a predicted model, not a curated record
AUAACUGUAAUUCUGGCCUUUAGGAUCAUGAAACCUGGGAGAACAAUGAGAAGGUUGUUUGUCUCAGGCAUCUAUAAUGCUGUCAUCCCCAUCUGUGUCCUGAUUCAACUUAUUCUCUCUGGAGUGUGGCUGGGAACCUCUCCUCCCUAUAUUGACAUAGAUGUACACUCUGAACAUGCUCAUGUCAUCAUUUUAUGCAAUAAGGGCUCAGCUACUGCUUUCUACUGUGUGCUGGCAUACUUAGGAACCCUGGCCCUAGGGAGCUUCACUGUGGCUUUCCUAGUGAGGAACCUGCCUGACACAUUCAAUGAGGCCAAGUUCCUGACAUUCAGCAUGCUGGUAUUCCUUAGUGUCUGGGUCACAUUCAUCCCUGCCUACCAGAGCACCAAGGGCAAGGGCAUGGUGGCUGUGGAGGUCUUCUCCAUCCUGGCCUCCAGUGCUGGGCUGCUGGUGUGCAUCUUUUUCCCCAAGUGCUACAUUAUUCUCUUAAGACCUGAUAAAAACUCUUUGAGACAUUUGAAAAACAAAAACUAGCAAAUAAAAAUUGAUCAUUUUGAUGUAUUAGUUCUCUAAUAAAACCCAUUAGUAUACUAAAAUUAAAUCAUUUACCUACUUUAAAGUAACUUUUUCUGAAAUGUGUAUUUAAAGAAAAAUAAGAGCCCCUCACAUUGUCUCCCAAUCACAGACAUUUUAUUUCAGAAUAGAAGCUGCUGUUAAAAACAUAUUUUAGUAAGUUAUGCAUGUUACUUAUUAAUGUG